This is a messenger RNA of Iphiclides podalirius (scarce swallowtail), 390 nucleotides long. Lineage: Eukaryota; Metazoa; Arthropoda; Insecta; Lepidoptera; Papilionidae. The record is from the annotation of a GenBank genome assembly.
AUGAACGAAGAGGCUGUCCCGACGUUGGACGACACGGCAUACGAAACAAAGACUUUCGGCCUGACGAAUACAAAUUCGAGAAUUUUCAGAAACAAAGAAUCGGACGACAGUGGAAAUGGCGUGGAGAAGCAAGUUAAGGAUAACUUAAAAAAGCCUUGUGCAAUUGUGGUACUCUCUAACGCGCAAAAUCCAAACAUGCAUUCGUUGCUGCGGAAGUAUAGAUACGACGCAAAAGGUGUCCUCAUUCCGAGCAGCGUUAAAUACUUCGUCAAACUGCCGAACGGGGAGCAAUCCUCUACAGUCCUGGUGCCGCUCCAUGAUAAAGCUUUCUCACCUCUCGGUGGCUUCGUAAGGUAUUACAAAGAAGUGCCACCAAUACCACAGUCAUGG